Molecule: messenger RNA, 983 nt
Organism: Arachis stenosperma
Lineage: Eukaryota; Viridiplantae; Streptophyta; Magnoliopsida; Fabales; Fabaceae
Product: tropinone reductase homolog At5g06060-like
Exons: 5
Coding region: 32-955 (307 amino acids)
Molecular function (GO): oxidoreductase activity
Source: RefSeq, a predicted model, not a curated record
UAGAAAGAGUCAAAGAGACAAGAGAAGAGUAAUGAUGCAUCAACCUCAAUGUGUAGUUGCUCUCCAUACUCCAUCACUCUCACUCUCACUCUCCAAACUCAGAACAACAACACCACAUUCACAUUCACAUUCACAUUCAAAUUCGAUCACCAUGUUGCACGCGCCGCCGACACAUCCCAAGUGGUCUCUCCAAGGAAUGACAGCCCUUGUCACCGGUGGAACCCGCGGAAUCGGGCACGCCAUUGUGGAGGAACUGGUUGGGUUUGGAGCAAGAGUGCACACGUGUGCAAGGAACGAAGCUGAGCUCACCAAGUCUCUCAUCCAAUGGAAUGAUUCUGGUUUUGAUGUUACUGGCUCUGUUUGCGAUGUCUCCGUCCCUCAUCAGAGGGAGAAGCUGAUGGACUCUGUGUGUUCUCAAUUCCAAGGGAAACUCAACAUCCUUAUAAACAAUGUAGGGACAAACAUUAGGAAACCAAUGACAGAACUCACUACUGCAGAGAUUUCCAGACUCAUGGAUACCAAUUUAGGGUCCACCUUUCAUAUAUGCCAACUUGCAUAUCCACUUCUGAAAGCAUCUGGAAUUGCAAGUGUUGUGUUUGUCUCGUCGGUUUCUGGUUUCGUCUCCCUGAAGUCCAUGUCGGUUCAAGGAGCAACAAAAGGAGCAAUUAAUCAACUUACAAGGAAUCUAGCUUGUGAGUGGGCAAAGGACAAUAUAAGGAGUAAUGCAGUUGCACCCUGGUACAUCAAAACCUCGAUGGUUGAAAAAGUGCUGAGCAACAAGGAGUAUGUGGAAGAGGUGUACUCGAGAACCCCACUUGGGCGACUAGGAAAUCCAGCAGAAGUGUCUUCUGUUGUUGCUUUUCUGUGCUUACCAGCAUCAUCAUACAUCACUGGCCAGAUUAUUUGUGUUGAUGGAGGGAUGACCGUAAAUGGAUUCUACCCAACUCAUACAUAGGAAUGUGUCUUCUCUACCAUUCAUGGAU